AUUUUAUCGGAUGUCCCAAAGGAACAUACGCACACGAUGGCCUUCCAAGAACUCUUUUCCAGUUAAACUCUCUCAACCCAAGCAGACAAAACAGCAAAACAACUAAACGGAAAAUGGCUGCCGCCGGCGCCAUUAACUCUAGCCUCCGAGCUUUUCUUUUCAAGACUACUACUCAAAGUCCUUUCGCUCCCUCUUUCUUUACAAAACUCUCACUACCCACUUGUCUUUUUCUCCCCAAUAACCACAAAUUUUCCCAUCGCCCCUUUUGCUAUUCGUCUACCCAAUUGACAUCCCAAGAAGACAAUCCACGACCCGAAAAAUGGCAAAAUCCGAAUAAUAAUACCCGACCCAAUGUUCUACAAAUUCUUGAAGAAAGAGGGUUACUGGAAUCAGUGACCAGCGACUAUCUUCGCUCCGUUUGCUCCGACUCGAACUUUGGUCCGUUGAAAGUGUAUUGCGGGUUUGACCCGACUGCGGAAAGCUUACACCUUGGGAACCUUUUGGGCAUAAUUGUUCUCUCUUGGUUUUUGCGUUGUGGGCAUAAUGCUGUUGCGCUAAUUGGUGGCGCUACGGGUCGGAUCGGUGACCCGUCCGGGAAGAGUUUGGAGCGACCCGAGCUUGAUUUAGUAACACUUGAGAAGAAUAUAUCUGGAAUUGGGGGGAUAAUUAAGAAGAUUUUGUUUGGUUCACCAGAUGUUUGUGAAAAUGCUGGAGAGGUGAAAAUUUUGAAUAAUUAUGAUUGGUGGAAGGAUGUAAAGUUUUUGGAUUUUCUGAGGAAUGUAGGGAGGUAUGCAAGAGUUGGGACUAUGAUGUCUAAGGAAAGUGUGAAGAAAAGGUUGGAGAAUGCGGAGCAAGGGAUGAGUUACGCUGAGUUUACAUAUCAGCUUUUACAAGGUUAUGAUUUUGUGCAUUUGUAUGAAAAAGAAGAUGUCAGUGUGCAAAUUGGUGGUAGUGAUCAAUGGGGUAAUAUUACUGCUGGUACUGAUCUUAUCCGUAGGCUUACCGGAAAAUCUUCCGAAAAUGGAACUGUUGUUGGCAGUGUUCCUGUUGUUUUUGGGCUUACUUUUCCUUUGCUUCUCAAGAGUGAUGGUACAAAGUUUGGAAAAUCAGAAGAUGGUGCAAUUUGGCUAGCCCCUUCACUUUUGUCGCCGUAUAAGUUCUAUCAAUAUUUCUUUACAGUCCCUGAUGAUGAUGUAGUGAGGUUUCUCAAGAUUCUUACUUUUCUGAACAUUGAAGAGAUUGCAGAGGUGGAGAGGGAUAUGGGAAAACCGGGAUAUGUUCCUAACACAGCUCAACGUAGGCUGGCUGAAGAGGUUACACGGUUUGUUCAUGGACAAGAGGGAUUGGAAGAGGCUCUUAAGGCUACAGAGGCAUUGAAGCCUGGAAAUGCUGAUACCAAAUUGGAUUGGAAAACGAUUGAGGGUAUUGCAGCUGAUGUUCCGUCUUGCUCCAUGAAUUAUGAUCAGGUGUUGAACAUACCGAUUUUGGAUCUUUAUGUUUCCAGUGGUUUGCUUGAGAGCAAAUCAGCUGCUCGACGAAUGCUUAAGCAAGGAGGGCUUUACUUGAACAAUGCCAAAGUUGAUGGUGAGAGUAAGAAGAUUGAGGCGGAUGACAUUGUCGAUGACAAAGUUAUCCUUUUAUCUGCUGGGAAAAAGAAUAAGAUGGUCGUAAGAAUAUCAUGACUUGCUUUGGUCUAAUAUUUGAUUGCAUUUUUAUUUGGAAUUUCAAAUUCAGCUUUCUGAGUUGACAACGCACAAAAUUUUACCUGGUAUGCAAAUGAUAGGAAGAGAGGAAAGCAGCCAAGGGUUGAAAGGAAGUAAAGCAGGAAGAUGUACAUUUUAAUAUUAAAAUUAUUUACCCGAUUAAAAGAAGAUGUUGAAAUUAUUUCCCUUCACUGUCGUAUUGGCAUUUUUUUUGUACUUCUCAGAACAAUAAUUGUCUAGGUGGGAGAACAAGAUGAGCUAUGCAAAUUUUAAGAACUACUUUGGAGUUUAUGGAUGUCUGAUAAAGUUGUAUCCACAAACUCCUGCUUGCAUUUUCUUUUUCUUUUUCUUCUUUCUCUUUUGACGAGCAUGAUGUCCCAUUGCAGGUAGAAGGACUCUUUAUUUAUGCUUAAACUAUAGGGACUUCUUCGGUCU
This is a messenger RNA of Nicotiana tabacum (common tobacco), 2138 nucleotides long. RefSeq names its product tyrosine--tRNA ligase, chloroplastic/mitochondrial-like. Lineage: Eukaryota; Viridiplantae; Streptophyta; Magnoliopsida; Solanales; Solanaceae. The record is from RefSeq and is a predicted model, not a curated record. Gene Ontology annotation, cellular component: chloroplast stroma; mitochondrion; cytosol. Gene Ontology annotation, molecular function: RNA binding; tyrosine-tRNA ligase activity; ATP binding. Gene Ontology annotation, biological process: tyrosyl-tRNA aminoacylation.